GAGCAGCGGGCUGACGUGGGACGGGCUGCCAGGUAGCCGAGAGCGGGCAGCGAAGCAGCCGAGGCACUUCCCCGCGUUGCAAGCCCGAGUGCGGACUCGAAGCCUCUCCGAAUCAGAGCCAGCCGCUUUUAACCUUCGCGAACUGCGCUCCCCUCUCCCCAAAGCCGGUCCUCGCCGAACGAGCCCCAGGAUGUUUGCAGUGUCGCGCCCAGGGCUCCGAGACUGAGCCUCUGAUACAUUUGCAUUCCUUUCUUUCAGGGCUUUUUGGCUGUCGGCUACACCGAUCACUGAUGUGACCCCCCCUCCCCUUUUUUUUUGGAAUGAUGGGGAUCUUUUUGGCGUAUGUUGGAUUUGUUUUCUUUUCCGUUUUGUAUGUACAACAAGGGCUGUCUUCUCAAGCAAAAUUCACCGAGUUUCCGCGGAACGUGACGGCGACCGAGGGGCAGAAUGUAGAGAUGUCCUGCGCUUUCCAGAGCGGCUCUGCCUCGGUGUAUCUGGAGAUCCAGUGGUGGUUCCUGCGGGGGCCCGAGGACCUGGAGCCCGCGGCCGAGGUGGCCGGCGCGCAGGCGGAGCUGGUGCCCGACCGAGACCCGGACAACGACGGGACCAAGAUCAGCACAGUGAAAGUCCAAGGCAAUGACAUCUCUCACAAGCUUCAGAUUUCCAAAGUGAGGAAAAAGGAUGAAGGCUUAUACGAAUGCAGGGUGACAGAUGCUAAUUACGGAGAGCUGCAGGAACACAAAGCCCAGGCCUACUUGAAAGUCAAUGCCAACAGCCAUGCUAGGCGGAUGCAGGCGUUCGAAGCCUCGCCCAUGUGGCUGCAGGAUACGAAGCCUCGCAAGAAUGUCUCAGUGGCCAUUCCCAGCGGCAUCCACAGCUCUGGCAACCAGCGAAUGCACUCCACAUCCAGCCCUCAAGCGGUAGCCAAAAUCCCCAAACAAAGUCCACAAUCAGCAAAGAGCAAAUCGCCUGUAAAAUCUACGGAGCGGACAGCAAAGUUGACCCUAAACUCCAAGCACCACUCUGCACCCACUGUUCUCUAAUUACCUACCCAAGGAGCGCCUGCUUCUGGAAGCAUAAACGAAGAGGCUAUCACACGCUUUGUUCCUAACAUUUUCUUGAGCGAAUCACUGAUCUUUUAUUUCAAGAAAAUUAGUGUGAAGUGAUAGGACAUUUUCUAAUAGCAAGAUCUAUUUUUUUGGUUUUUUUUUUUUUCCCUUUUCUUUCGGCUGCUUAAAGCAUCAUCUUGCUGACUGCUCAGGGGUUGGCCCGAACGUCAUGGAUAUAGUAAAUAUUUCCUAUGGAUACCACUGAUUUCCUACUAAAAGACACGUUAUCUGCCGGAAGCAAACAGAAAUCAAAAAGCUACAGAACAUAAGCUAUCAUCAAACAAAACCCCUGUUUGGGGGCAACCACAAAAUCAUCAACACUGCGUGUCAACAAGGGGAACACUAUUUUAAAUAAGACACGAUAAAAGAAAGAUUUUUUUUAAUUUUCUUUUUUUCUUGGAUUUUUUUCUCCUUUUUCUUGAUUGUAGUUCUUGUUCAAUGGUGGCAAGUGCUGAUUAUGGCCGAUCCCUGUCAAUCCUGGGAGGUUUAUAGAAAUACAUUUUGAGUGUUCUAUAUUUCAAUGUAUUUUCAUUCAUUUUGCAAUUCCUGUAUAUGCAAACUUGACAAAUUAUGUAAAUUGCUUAUAGUAUGUGUGAUAUAACUUCAAAGUAGGUAGACUAUGACCUUCAUGCAAGCUGAUUUUUAUCAUUAUAUAUAUAAAUAUAUACAUAUAGAGAUCUAUAUGUUGGGUCACCAACCAACUUUUUUUUAGAUAACGCAUUUGUUUUUCACUUAAAAUUCAUAUAUUGUGCGAAUUUUGUAAUGCAUUGUUUCACUUCCACAGGUCUGACAGCUGCAGGUGGCUCUGUUGCCCUCUGCUUCCUUCUGGAAAAUGCAUAUUCAAAAUUGUAUUGGUCUCUGAUAAAUGAAUUAAUUUUGUUGUGUGUAUGCUGUGUUGAAAUUUGCUAUGUUCCUUUAUAUAUGGUGUUUAUUGAGGUUUGAGGGUCUCUUGACUCUGAAGAAUGUACACUCUCUGGUUUUGACAGCUAUUCCCACAUGAUUAUCAUCAUUGUUUUCAAAAAGCAAUGUUGCUUCUAGACAAUUUGCCUUGGAGGUAAAUGUGGAGAAGGUGAAGUGGUCACCAUGAUCCCCUAAAUUCAUGGAAGAACACUUCUUGCUUUGGCUAAAAAUGCUGCUUCCUUUGACCUUUAUGAAUUUUUGUAGAUUUGUCAUUCUGUUAUUUGCUGCUAAUUAUAGUUUAAUGUCUCCUAAUUAAAAAUUAAAAUCUGGUUGUUGGCUAAAUAUAAUAUGGAAACGAUGACUUCAAAUCUCCAACUAAAGAAGAUAAUGUGUUCAAGUUUUCACUGGUUAAGUGAAUUACAAUUUUAAAUAUUUCUUUCUCAUUUCUGGCUUGAUGAUAAUUCAGAUUAUUUCAUUUGGAAACUGUUUUCUACUCCGACAAAGAAUGAUAGGCAGAACUACUACUGUGUUCCAUACACACUAUGGAAUAGAUACAGGUUGAGAUAGAAAUGACCUGAGUUUUCCUUCCAGAGAGAUUCUUCCAUUUCCUUUCAUAACAAAACCAGAAGAUCAUCUCUGUAGGACCAGCAGCUCACAGGCUAUGGUCCUAAACUGAAGCUUGAAGGCAAUGAAUACCUCUGCUUUUCAAAGGUAAAUGCAUUGAUUUUCCUGCAAUUCAAUUAUAAGCAAUGUGCAUAUUUUCAUAUUAUCUUAACAUUAUCUUUGAGAAAUAAUGUUUCAGGCGAAAACUUUUAUUGACAUUUUUCUUGUCCAUUUGGUUUAUUAUUUCAGUCUAAUGAGAAAAAUAAAUAAAGGACUUGAUUGCGCUAUUUUAUUAACCUAGAAAUUUAUUUUCUUUCAAAAUUUAAUACUUCAAAUGCAUAAAUUAAUGGUAAGAUAAAUAUUACUUGAGUCUAUCUGGCCUCUGAGAUCACCUACAUUCAAGUGUAAUUUAGCAUACUGAUUCUAAUUCAGUCAGGCUGGGAAAAUCCACCAUGUAAUUUUUUUACCCAAAGUUCAGGUCAUGAGAUUGGCUAACUCUAAAGCAAGACAGAUGUGCAUCUGUUAUCAAUGAUGUUUGCCAUGCUCGCUCAUAAUAAAGGAUAUAUGCUGGCUUGGGAA
Hyaena hyaena (striped hyena) is the source of this 3191-nucleotide messenger RNA. It is a transcript of the gene VSTM2A, whose product is annotated as V-set and transmembrane domain containing 2A. The transcript is spliced from 5 exons. NCBI's taxonomy places the organism in Eukaryota, Metazoa, Chordata, Mammalia, Carnivora, Hyaenidae. The record is from RefSeq and is a predicted model, not a curated record. Bases 321 to 1043 code for a protein of 240 amino acids.